Messenger RNA from Chiroxiphia lanceolata (lance-tailed manakin), 2727 nucleotides. Its product is annotated as flocculation protein FLO11-like. The transcript is spliced from 4 exons. Lineage: Eukaryota; Metazoa; Chordata; Aves; Passeriformes; Pipridae. The record is from RefSeq and is a predicted model, not a curated record. The coding region runs from base 1452 to 2663 and encodes 403 amino acids.
GGGGGUUUUGUGGGGUUACUGGGGCUCGCUUGAGGGGGUUGGGAUUACUGGGAGUGCUGGGGCAGGAAAAUCUCAUCAGGUAGCGCAUCUGGAUUUGGAUAUUGGGGGGUGCUCCCUGGAGGGGGGUGUACUGAGGCUCCUCUGAGAGGUUUUGGGGUUACUGGGUCUCUCUUGGGGGGAUAUGCUUUUACUGGAGAUCCCUGUGGGUGAGGGGAACCUGCUGCCGGUCCCAGCUGUGGCUCUGCCCUGUCAGACCCCUGGUUCCUGUGUUGAGGGGCUCACUGACACCGACACCCCCCUGUCCCGGCCCCCCGGGGUCACCCCAUGGCACCCAGCGAGGCUGGGCCUCCGCUGCUCCUCCCCAGACUUCGGGAACUGGCCUUGACUUCCCGGCACUGCCAUCGCUCCUCCUCUGCCUCCCCCCCAACCUGUGGGGCCCUAUCCCAGCUCCAUCCAGGGAGCAGCACCCGAGAAACCAACCCUCUGCUCCUGGAGCGUUUGGGGACGGUACCGGAGGCAGCUUUGGCCUGUUCCAGCACUGGGAUCACCCCGCUCCAGGGGAGCCUGGCACGGGGGGGGGGCUCUGCCGUGGGUGACGGGGAGGAGUGUGAGCUCCUUUGGGACCCUGCCGUGGGUGGCUCCCUGGGGACCCCGUGCUCGGUGCCAGCCGGCUGCGGUUUGGCAGAGGAAGCGCCUUCCCCGCCGCGCGGAAGCGGCCCCGGCGUGGUUGAGCUGCGCCCCGGAUGCGCUGCUCCAGCACCAGGAUGGACGGGGCUGCCACCUGUCUCCCUGUAGCAGGGCCAGCAUGGCCCUGUGGCUCUGGUGUCCCCGUGUCACCACAGCCCUGCGUGCCCAAGUUACUGUGUCCCAACAUCUCCAAGUCCCUGCAUCGUGAUGUUCCCAGAUGCCCGUGUUCCCAAGACCCCACAUCCCUCGUCCUCAAGUCUCUGCAUCCUGAAAUCCCUAGAUCCCGUUUUCCCCUAAGUCCUUGCGUUCUGAUGUCCCUUUGUCCCUUGAUCCCUUUGUCCCCAAAGCCCCACAUGCUGGCCUGUCUGUGUGUCUCCAGAUCCCUCUGUCCCUCAGACCCCACAUCCCAAUGACCCACAUUCCCAGAUCCCUUUGUCCCCAAAUCCCCACAUGCUGCUGUCCAUGUGUCCCCAGAGCCCUUUGUCCCCCAAGUCCCCACAUCCUGACAUCCCCACCUUCCCAGAUCCACUUGUCGUCCCCCCCCCCCCCUCCAAGACCUCGGGAUGCCGACAGGGCUGGCUCCCGGUGCCUGGGGUGGGCGGGUGGGGGUCUCACGGCCCCGGGGUGGGAGGUGCGCGGGUGAAAACUGAUGCCCGGGGCCGGGGGGGCUCCUCCCGGUGCCCGCAGGGUCCCGGUGCUGCGGCGCCGCCCGGUACCGACAGAGGGCGCCGCGGGCGGGGUCGCCCCCGCCUCCCCCGGGGCGGAUGAAGGCGGCGGGACCGGCAUCGGGACCGGGAGCGGGCGGGAUGCUCCCGGGAGCGCUCCGCCUGCUCUGCUGCGCCGCUGCCCUGCUCGCUGCUGCAGGUCUAGAGCCAGGACAUGGCACCAAUGUCUCCUCUACAGUGGCUCUAAGCAGCUCAGGGACAGCUGUGUCACCGAGUCCAUCCAGGACACUGGGAUCAACAGCACCUCCUGUAUCUCCAUCCAAUACCACCAUGGCACCAACUCCAUCCAGGACACUGGGAUCAACACCACUUCCAGUAUCUCCAUCCAACACCACCACACCGACUCCAUCCAGGACACUGGAAUCAACACCACUUCCAGCAUCUCCAUCCAACACCACCAUGAAACCAUCUUCAUCCAGGACAACGGGAUCAACACCGCUUCCAGCAUCUCCAUCCAACACCACCACACCAAGUCCAUCCAAGACACUGGGAUCAGCAGCACCUCCAGUAUCUCCAUCCAACAUGUCCGUGGCACCGACUCUAUCCAGAACACUGGGAUCAACAGCAUUUUCAGCAUCUCCAUCCAACACCACCACACCAACUCCAUCCAGGACACUGGGGUCAGCAGCACCUCCAACAUCUCCAUCCAACACCACCACACCGACUCCAUCCAGGACACUGGGGUCAGCAGCACCUCCAGCAUCUCCAUCCAACACCACCACAGCACUGAUUCCAUCCAAGACAUCGGGAUCAGCAGCACCUCCAGCAUCUCCAUCCAACACCACCAUGGAACCAUCUUCAGCCAGGACACUGGGACCAGCAGCACCUCCAUCCAACACGUCCACGGCACCGACUCCAUCCCACCCAAGUGUGCCCAGAUCCACGGGGCAUCCAUCCAACUCGACGGCAGUGCCAGCCCCAUCCUCACCCAGGCCCUCUGGGCCCGCUCCUGCUCCCAACUCCACCACACCCACUGUGAGCCCUGGGCCCAACAGCACCCUGGCCACCAGCUCCAGAACAACACCGGCCACCGGCAUUGCGACCAACAGCUCAGAGCAGCAGCUGAGCUCUGGCGUGGUCAUCAUCAUCUGCCUCUUCGUCUGUGUGCUGGUGGGGGGCACAGCGGUGCUGCUGGUGCGGCUGUGCCGGCGCAGGACCCCCCGCGGGACCCCCCCCUUCCACCACCUGGACGAGGUGCCCAUGAGCAAGGUGAUGGAGGAGUCCCCUGUCACCCACCCCACACCCAGGUGACCCCCCCACACACCGCGGCCCCCCCGGGGCUCCCCGCGCUGCUGAAUAAAGAAGCCGCUGCUCA